AUGCAAGCGUUCACGGUUCAUCUAAUUGCACGAUCUGACCUGGUGAGGUACGUUAUAUCAAAACCAGUCUUGAUGGGGCGUUUGGCCAAGUGGGCGUUACUUCUCAAUCAAUAUGAAAUCAUAUACACUCCAGCAAAGGCGGUUAAGGGGCAAGCUGUUGCAGAUUUCCUAGCCGAUCAUCCAAUUCCAACAUACUGGGAAAUUUCAGAUGACUUACCCGACGAACAAGUUUUCUUCACUGACGUUUCUCAUGCUUGGAUGAUGUUAUUUGAUGGAUCGGCUCGUAAAGAUGGGGCGGGGGCUUUGAUCAUGGGCUUACAAAUGGCUGUGGAGAUGAAGAUAUCGAGCUUAGAAGUAUAUGGUGACUCCAUGUUAGUGAUCAACCAACUGUUGACCCACUACGAAGUUAGGAAGGAUGAUCUAAUUCCAUUCCACCAAAUGGCCACGCAAUUACUGGAAAGGUUUGGCUUCGUAACACUGGAGCAUGUGCCAAGAAAAGACAACCAAAUGGCAGAUGCCUUAGCCAACCUUGCCGCUACGUUGGCAUUGACAAAAGAUGAAGCGGUGAAUCUUUCAGUUUGCCAACGUUGGGUCGUUCCAUCAGCCUUAGGGGCAUCAUAA
Molecule: messenger RNA, 621 nt
Organism: Prunus mume (Japanese apricot)
Lineage: Eukaryota; Viridiplantae; Streptophyta; Magnoliopsida; Rosales; Rosaceae
Source: RefSeq, a predicted model, not a curated record